Olea europaea var. sylvestris is the source of this 3507-nucleotide messenger RNA. Its product is annotated as probable serine/threonine-protein kinase kinX. The record is from RefSeq and is a predicted model, not a curated record. The transcript is spliced from 4 exons. Bases 327 to 3350 code for a protein of 1007 amino acids. Lineage: Eukaryota; Viridiplantae; Streptophyta; Magnoliopsida; Lamiales; Oleaceae.
GGUCCUUAAUACGAAGAAUUUAUAUUUAUUUCUUAAAAAGUACUAAAUUAAAAUUCAAUCAUCAUGAUGCUGAUGUCUGCGAGUUGGCAGGUCUCCAUGCACUUGGCGUCCUUCAUGCAAAUCCACCAUUUCUUUUCCCAACGCGUGUCCACGGAUCACUUUCCCAGGCAUUUAUUUUAUUCGGAGACUCAAAAUCCCGGAUAGAAGCCUUCACCGUUACUCUCAAAUUACAUCAUCAAGAUUAUAGUCUUCAACUUUCUUUAACUCAUGAAAUUCAAGUUAGUUGUUCUGCCAAAUCCAUAAUCCAUCAUCAGGUUCAGGGUAGGAUGGAAGAACCAAGCGAAGAGUGGGAAAUCGAAGAUGAAAAUGGGUCGUCUUCUUUUGAAGAAGAAAAGAUUGAGAAAAGUGGGGUGAGUUGGAUCUUGGACAGAAGUCUGAGCUUGGGAAAGAAGGUUGCGGUCACUGUUAUUCUAAUAUCAUCUGCUCCUCUGGUUCUUCCUCCUCUUGUAGUUAUUUCUGCAAUUGGGGUUGCCUUUUCGGUCUCUUUUGGGUUUGUCUAUGCCAGUUAUGCCUGCACUGAAAAACUCAUGAGCAAAUUGCUGCCGGAAACUGCGCCAUCUAUUACAUGGGACAAUAAAAAAUCUUUGACAUUACAGGAGGAACAAGAAGAGGAAGAAGGUGGAAAUGCUUCCCUUGAUAAGAGGGAUUUCGAUGUAGUUGCAUUGGAGGAAGAAGAAGGAUUCGGAAAUUCAUUCUUGGUUAAGGGGGGUGUAGUUGCAAUGGAGGAAGGGGAAAGGGAAAAAGAGGAGGAACAAGAAGAAGAAGAAGUCGAAAAUGUAUCCCUGGUUAAGGGGGGCGUAGUUGCAAUGGAGGAAGAGGAAAGGGAACAAGUAGAAGAAAUCCAAAACGAAUCCCUUGUUAAGGGGGACAUAGUUGCAAUGGAGGAAGAGGAAAAGGAACAAGAGCAUGACGUGAAGGAAGAAAUUGAAGUGAGAAUUGAAUUGGUAGAAGAUGAAAGUAAGGAAAAUGGUAAUGGUGAUGCUACAGUUAUAGAAGCCAUUAAGGAUGAUCAAGAGAAAGUACUUAGCGGAGAUGACAUUUUAGAAGAACAAGGCUACAAGGAAAAUGAGUUUCUGGAGAAAAUGGGUGAUAUUGAAAUUGAAGAAAGGGAUAAAGAAAGGGACAAAGAACCCCAAUUAGAAUGUAAGGGUGAAAAGCCAAUAGGAGUUGAAGAGGAUAGGAAAUUUGAAGGGGAAAAUAUGGAAUCCCUGGUUAAGGCGGGUGUAGUCGCAAUGGAUGAAGAGGAAAGGGAACAAGUAGAAGUCCAAAACAAAUCUCUUGUUAAGGGGAACGUAGUUGCAAUGGAGGAAAAGGAACAAGAGCAUGACAUGAAGGAAGAAAUUGAAGUGAGAAUUGAAUUGGUGGAAGAUAAAAGCAAGGAAAAUGGUAAUGAUGAUGCUAAGGUUAGAGAAGCCAUUAAGGAUGAUCAAGAAAAAGUAAUUAGCAGAGAUGACAUUUUAGAAGAACAGGGCUACGAGGAAGAUGAGUUGCUGAAGAGAAUGGAUGAUAUUGAAAUUGAAGACCUGGAUAAAGAAAGAGAGAAAGAACCCCAAUUAGAGUGUAAGGGUGAAAAGCCAAUAGCAGUUGUAGAGGAUGGGAAAUUUGAAGGGGAAAAUGCGGAAACCAUUGAAUUUGUUGGGGAUGUGGGCAGUGCUAGUGGGGAUGAGAAAAACUGUACACAUUGUUUAGAAGUUAAAACUAUAGAUUAUGUGGAGGAUGAGAAGAAUGUCGGAAUUAGGAAACGAGAGGAUUGGUCUGUGGACAAAAAUGAUGACAAGAAUGUUGCAAUUAGGGAAGAACAAGAAGAAGCAUCUAAAAAUGCAGAACUCGAUACAGAUGUCCCUCAGAUGAAUGGAAGUGAGGGGAGAGAGGAAGCAUCUAUAUUAAAAUGUAAUGAAGUGGCAAGAACAGCAAGUGAGGAUAAAGAGGAUAGGAAAGGGCAGAAUACAAAAUCUCUUGAAGAUAAUGGGGAUGAGGGAGCUAGAAAGGAUGCAAAAAACUUUGUGCAUGGAUCUACAGUUCAACCUCAUGUUUUUGUGAAUGAUGAUGCUAAAAAUAUUGGAAGUAGGAAAAAAGACGAUCUGCCUGAAGAUAAAAAUGUGAAGCUGGAUAAGGUAGUCAUGCCGACUGAGGUAAGAGAAAAGGUGAAAGAAGGUCAGACCAUUUCUAAAGGCAAGAGCAGUGCAGCUGAAACUGAGGGAAAGCUGGACAAAGAUGUCCCUGAGAAGAAUGAAAGCGAGAAGGUAAAGGGAGGUCAGACCAUUUCCAAAGGCAAAAGCACUGGAGUUGAAACCGAGGGAAAGCUGGAUAAAGAUGUCCCUGUGAAGAAGGUAAGAGAGAAAUUAAAGGAAGGUCAGACGAUUUCUGAGGGAAAGAGUAGUGCGGUAGAAACUGAGGGAACUGAGAAAAAGAUGAAUUUGAAAGCGUGGAAAGAUUCUGGAAAUGUGAAAGGAACUGCAGCAUGGAAAGAUGGGAGACAUGCACCAUCCUCAGGCAAAGUAGAAAAAGCCUAUGGAGAAACUAAGAAUUCACGUGAACAAAAUGAUUUGAACGUGGUCCAAGACACGAAGGGAAAAUAUGAAGAAACAGGGGAGGAGACAAAUGUAAAAUUGAUCAAAGAACAUAAUGGUGAAGAGUUGAACCGUGUUCCCAAUGAUAUCAAGCAAGAUGGAGAAAUGGAAGGCACAUUACUAGAGAAAGGAGAUGCAGAUCAUAGCAAAAUUGGUUCGGUAUCUAGGAAAUCAACAGACAAGGAAAAUGAUUUGAUUAAUAGCAAGCAUGAUACACUGCAGGGGGAAAAUGCUGGCUCUGUUGCAUAUAGUGAUCCUGGAUGUGAGAAAAAUGAGGAAAAUAUCAUCAGUCAAGAAGUCAGUUCAAAUGCCAAAGCUGAGGGUGAGAGUCAGAAUAGUGGCCUAUUUACUUUGACAGAUCGCAACAAAGCAAAAGAUGAAAGCCAAGGUUCUGUGGAUGAUGUAGCAUUACCACAGGUACCUGAAUUGGAACAUGAUGCAGAAACCAAGUCGAAAGGCAAUAGAAAUGUUUCUGAGACAGAUGGUGCUUUAAUUUCUAAUGCGGGGUUGCUUACCGAAGAAAAGGUUUGGACACAGAUCGAUUCUGUCAAAGCAAUAAUUGGCUACAGAGGGCGCCGAUCUGCUUCCAUUUAUGAAGAGGUAAAGGCUUUGUAUUUAUUCACCGGAGUUGAGCCCUCCUCAUCAUUUGAUGAGUCGUCAGAUGUUUCAGAGGUCUAUGGAAAUCUCCAAUGUCUCAUGUCAGUGAUAGGAAUAAAAUGAUCGGCUUAUCGUUUUUUGGCUAAUCGAUGUACUUUUAAAUGCAAGGACAGUUUAGUGCGCUGAUUGAAUGUGUUUUUGUGGUAAUGUAGGUUCUCAUGAAUUUUACCAUUUUGUUGGGGCAAUAUUUGCUUCAGCCUCGGUGCUUAAAUUUGAUGCA